Messenger RNA from Beta vulgaris subsp. vulgaris (sugar beet), 1715 nucleotides. Its product is annotated as mogroside IE synthase. The coding region runs from base 113 to 1489 and encodes 458 amino acids. The record is from RefSeq and is a predicted model, not a curated record. Lineage: Eukaryota; Viridiplantae; Streptophyta; Magnoliopsida; Caryophyllales; Amaranthaceae. Gene Ontology annotation, molecular function: UDP-glycosyltransferase activity. The transcript is spliced from 2 exons.
ACAAAUAACCACACAGUUUCAUAAUCCACCAUAUUAUCCAUAUCUUAUCUUCUCCAUAGGAGAGAAAAAAAUCCAACAAAACAAAGGAGACUAUUGAGCAGAGAAAAUAAAAAUGGAGGAAGAAACAAAUACAUCAACUUUAGCUCAUGUUUUAGUAUUUCCAUUUCCUAUACAAGGCCAUAUCAAUCCUAUGCUCCAAUUCUCAAAACGCUUAGCUUCCAAAGGCCUUAAAGUCACCUUCAUCAUAACUCACUCACUAUCCAAAUUGCUUCCUCCUCGCUCUAACUCUAGUCCAAUCCAAAUCCGACCCAUUUCUGAUGGCCUCAAAGACGAUGAGAAGGUCGACGACUAUGAGGCCUACUUAGAGCUUUUUGAAAGAGUAGUCCCUCAAAGUGUAGCUCACCUUAUUGAGGAGUAUAAAGUAACUAAUCACCCUGUGAAAUUUAUAGUGUAUGAUUGUCUGAUGACUUGGGUCUUAGACUUGGCACGGACGGCUGAGAUUGAAGCAGCUCCUUAUUUUACUCAAUCAGCAGCCGUUCAUUCCAUACAUUAUCAUGUGUAUGAAAGAGCUUUAAAGCUACCUAUUGAAGGUUCUCUGAUUUCAAUGCCUUCAAUUCCUUUGUUAAGACCUAAUGAAAUGCCUUCUUUGAUAGUCAAUCCUGGGUGUUAUUCUUCUAUUAAUUGCCUUAAUAUCAAUCAGUCCUCCAACUUUGGUAAGGCCAGAUUGAUGUUCUUCAAUACUAUUGACAAGUUGGAAUCUCAGGUGCUAGAUUGGAUGAGAAGCAAGCAAUGGCCUAUAAAGACAAUAGGACCAGCCAUUCCCUCAAUGUACUUGGACCAACGCUUAGAGGAUGACAAAGAAUACGGUCUCAACUUCUUCGAGCCAGAAACCGAUGCUUGCCUCCAAUGGCUUGAUACCAAGGAAACUAGUUCUGUUGUUUACAUAUCAAUGGGAAGCUUUGCUGCCCUAGGAGUAGAGCAAAUGGAAGAAAUAGCUAAGGGUAUAACACAAACUGGAAAGUAUUUCCUAUGGGUAGUUAGAGCUUCAGAAGAAGCUAAGCUUCCUCCAAAUUUCAAAAAUGAUGUAACAAGACAAGGCUUAGUUGUCAAUUGGUGCCCUCAGUUAGCCAUUUUAGCUCACCGAGCAAUAGGGUGUUUCGUAACUCAUUGUGGGUGGAACUCGACUUUAGAGGCUAUAAGUCUAGGAGUCCCAUUGGUGGCAAUGCCUCAGUGGACAGACCAACCUACCAACGCCAAGUACAUAGCCGAUGUUUGGAGGAUCGGUGUUAGAUUGAAGGUCGACGAUAAGGGUAUUGUAACAAGAGAUGAAGUCGACGUCUGUAUACGAGAAGUCAUGGAGGGAGAACGCUCCAUAGGUUUCAAAAAGAAUGUCAUGGAAUGGAAGAAGUUAGCUCAAGAGGCUAUGGAAGAAGGUGGUAGCUCUGAUAGAAACAUUGAAGAAUUUGUUGCUGAACUGAUGCAUAUGUAGAAUUUGUUUAACUUAGCGUCUAAAUGUAGAUACUGUUAGAUAUAUGAUGCUCAACCUAGUUUAGAAAUUUAGUUCUCUGAAGUGGAUGAUUUGCAGAAAGAUGACGACUUCCUCAUGUUUAAAUACUGGUGAUGCAUUAUGAUUAUCCAUUCUAUCUUCUUCUACUUCUGAGGAUAAUGCAUUGCCACCUUUUUUUUUCUAUAGGAUUAGUGAUAUCUGUAAUUUU